Phodopus roborovskii (desert hamster) is the source of this 2074-nucleotide messenger RNA. RefSeq names its product cilia and flagella associated protein 418 (gene Cfap418). The transcript has 6 exons. The coding region runs from base 1 to 684 and encodes 227 amino acids. Lineage: Eukaryota; Metazoa; Chordata; Mammalia; Rodentia; Cricetidae. Gene Ontology annotation, cellular component: cytosol. The record is from RefSeq and is a predicted model, not a curated record.
AUGUCAAGGAUCCUAGUGCCUCGGACCCACAGUAAUGGCACAGCCUUCCCGAUCAAGCUUGUUGACAAACGGUUGGCCUUUGAGUGCACAAUCCACCGGAUCCCAGGCGUUCUGUGUGGGGGUCUGUCAUUUCUUUCUCCCCUGUGGCAUUUAAACUGUUGGAGUCAUCUGUGUGGGAGGGUUUAUUAUGUGUGUGCCUGUUUUCUUUGCAGAUCAACAGAAACAUGUGAAAAAGAAGAUGACCUUGACAGUCUUAUUAAUGAGAUAUUUGAGGAGCCUAACUUUGAUAACAAGUCUUUUCAAAAAUUGAAAUCCAAAUCUUCAAGUAACACAUCUGUCGGAGUUUCCAUUCAAGGCCUCAGUAAGAGCUGUAGCCCAGUGUAUCUCAGUGGGAGCACCAUUCCAUGUGGGAUUGGAACACACACCUCACAGAGAGCAUGUGACCGACUGCGUUGUCUAGCCUGUGACUUCCGGAUAGUGAGCUACGAUGACUAUGUGUGGGACAAGUCAUGUGAUUACCUGUUCUUCAGAAACAACAUGCCGGAAUUCCACAGACUAAAAGCAAAGUUGAUCCGGAAGGAAGGAGCACGGGCGUACGCCUGCCAGUGCAGCUGGAGAAGUGUGGAAGAGCUGAGGGACCUGCAGGCAGACCAUGAGCUCCGCUGGGUGUGUGGCAAACACUGAGAACACCGGCCGCAUCUGUGAGCCAGCGCCGCUACCACACGGGUACAGUGCAUAGCAGGACAUUGCCCUCGGACACAGGCAAUGGAUUUUAUGUGGCCACGCGCCCUUGUGAAGACCAGAUGAACUGGGGAGACAGCGUGCUGCGACACCUUGACAUUGUUCCUUUUGACCUGGACAUUUUACUUAGUAGGUUAAAAAAUGUCCGAAUGUGCUAGCCUGUCUCCUGACAUUUUACUUAGUAGGUAAAAAAUGUCCGAAUGUGCUAGCCUGUCUCCUGGUAGGGAUUGGAAUUGUGGCAUUCGUGUAAGUUACAGCCUUUUGGUAGCAACUGUAGCACUGACCGCUGAUGCUCUCUGACCCAGUCCUCCUAUGGCAUUGUAAACAAGCACCCAGCUGCCCAGGGCAGGAGGUCAUUGUGUGUGAGCGUUCAUGGUUGCUGCUCUGAUCCGUGAUUAUCAGAGACUGUACAUUAGACAUGAGAAAGAUGACCAUUGAUUAACUGGGGGGUUGUCAAGAGUACAGUACGUCAUAAACCCUGCCUUAUAUGUAUCUCAUCUUGUCUCACCAACUCAAUUCAGUAUUAUGCACAAUAAUAAUAGUAGUAGUAACGUUACCAUUGUUAGCAUAUUCCCCUCCUUUGCUCAUUGAAAUAUCAAGUUAGUUUUCUAUUGGCAAAUGUCUAUUUAUAUAUAAAAAGAGUUUUGAUGUAACUAAAAUGACUAAAGUCCUUGUUGGAUUUUUCAAGUGUAAUCCAUAAUUUUCAAGUAUAAUCCAUAUUCUAUAAUUCCAGCAACUUUCUCAGGCAGCCUGUGGACUUUCUAGUACUAUCCUGUUGACACAUCAUUUAUUGGAGCAUAGCUAGCCUGUUGGGCUCCUGCUGAUACCACUGAGAUGGAGGAACUGUAUCAUAGUAACAUGGUCAAGAAAUGCAUUAUCUCAGCUUCGCUUCCCAAUGCCAAAGACAUUUCAGGGCCUUUCUAGUCUGCCAAAAUUCUACUCUGAGUGCUUACUCCUCAAGUGUCUGUAUUAUGUGGUUUAAGUGUGUGACACAGGGCACCCUGGAAGGAUAUAAAUCUUAACACAGGUACGAUCUGCUUGGUUUUAUGUUAGUGUCACCCCAGCCACUGAUCACUGAGAGCCUUUUCCUAGCCCGAGCUCUGCUCAGUGGUAGAGCGCGUGAAUAGCAUAUGCCAGGCCCCAAGUUCAUCCCCAGCAGCACAAAACAAGGGAAAAGAAGAUGGAAAAGCAAGCUUUUCCUGACCAUGACAUAUUUAUGCCCUUGUAAACAUAAUUGCAACAAAAGAAAUCUCAAAGUAGCUGAUGCUCACAUUUUUGUAUUAAUAUUUAUUUACAGUUUUUAUCUUUUAAUAAAUCUUUUUACUCCCCAAAA